Messenger RNA from Neodiprion fabricii, 4760 nucleotides. RefSeq names its product neural Wiskott-Aldrich syndrome protein-like. NCBI's taxonomy places the organism in Eukaryota, Metazoa, Arthropoda, Insecta, Hymenoptera, Diprionidae. The record is from RefSeq and is a predicted model, not a curated record. Gene Ontology annotation, biological process: regulation of Rho protein signal transduction; actin filament organization. Bases 147 to 1700 code for a protein of 517 amino acids. Gene Ontology annotation, molecular function: actin binding; small GTPase binding. The transcript is spliced from 6 exons.
AGCGGGCAAAAAUGCAAAAUCCGCAAUCAAUUCUACGGUGAUUUACGUGCCAGUGCCCUGGGCCGUCUGGGAAUCGAAUGGAACUUCUGGAGCCGUGGAUAUCGCUACGUCCAUAACCUAAACGUGUAUAAUAUUUUUUGUCGAAAAUGAAAUCUGGACGCUUGAACGAGCACAGAGGGUCCAUCCUUCUCUCGAAGGAAGAAAACCAGGAAGUCUUCAAGCUUAUUGGGAACCGAUGUCAGUGCCUUGCAGCUGGUGUGAUACAACUAUACGUAACUGAGUCUCCAUCACAUAGGGAUUGGAUAAAAAGAGAUACUGGUGUAAUAACACUCAUUAAAGAUAAUCCAAGACGCAGUUACUUUUUUAGGCUGUAUUGUCUGCGAAGAAACGCAAUGCUGUGGGAACAUGAAGUCUAUAAUUCAAUGGAUUACAAAGCUCCCAUGUCCCAUUUUCACACAUUCGAGGGCGAAGAUUCUAUGACUGCUUUUAAUUUUGCCAGCGAAACAGAUGCAAUCAUAUUGAGGUCGAUAAUUCUCGAAAAGCUUAAUGCUAAGAGGCAAAGAAGACAAGAAAGAAAGUCACGAAUUAAUGCCGAUUCUCAUCAUUCGCUAACGUUGCCAAAAAAGAGCCACAGCAAUACUUCAGCUGUAGGUUUCAGCACUGGAAGUUCAACAGACAUAUCAAAUGGCUCUUCAUCAUCCACUACUGUCAAUAGAAGCGUGUCCAGUAGUUCGAUGUACAAAGCUAAGAACCAUAAACAGGACAAGGAUCCAAAGAGAAGAUUGACAAAGGCGGACAUAGGUUCCCCCUCAAACUUUCGACAUGUGGCACACAUGGGUUGGAAUGUGAACAGUAAAGGUUUAGAAUUGGAAUCCGUAGAUCCGCAAUUAAAGCAGUUUUUCGACACAGCAGGUGUUUCGGAUGAUCAGCUGAGAGAUCGAAAGACGCGAGAGUUCAUCUAUGACUUCAUCGAAUGCCAUGGGGGCAUAAAUGCUGUUAAAGCAGCUAUAAUACCACCUUCGAGUAUACAAGGCAAUCAACCACCACCGCCGCCAGCACCGACAGGAUUAGGACCUCCACCUCCAGUUCCGGCUCGAACUGUUCCAGUUAGUCCCGGACCUCCAAUAAGUAGUAAUCAGCCACGUAGUGCUCCGCCUUUGCCACCUUCAAGAACUGCUGCACCACCUCCACCACCUAAUGCCCCUCCUGCUCAUCGGCCUUUGCCGGCUCGCCCUGUUGCAUCUUCUGUGACAUCACCACCAUGUCCUCCACCACCACCUCCUCCUCCAAUGUCCACAAACAUACCUCCUCCUCCUGCACCUCCGAUACCGCAAUUAACAGAGAUGGAUAAUGAGACAAUAAACAGUAAUGCCACUAAUAACAAUGGUGGAUUACCUGAUACCAGAAAUGCUUUGCUCGAUGCAAUCAGAAGUGGUACAACGCUCAAGAAGGUGGACAAAGUUGAGCCUAAGCCAAAUUUGGCUGACGAUACUAGAGGUAAUCUGUUGAGUCAGAUACGCCAGGGAGUCGAGUUGAAGUCGGUUGCAAAUCAACCAAAAUCUGCCCCGUCUCCAAUCAUACAGAAUAGUUUAGCUGGAGCUUUAACUAGGGCCCUAGCAGAAAGAUCGCGUGUAAUACACAGUGAUAGCGACAGUGACGAUUCAACGAGUGAGACCAGUGGUGAUGACUGGGACGAUUGAAUAGUUACUUUUGUCUGCAACACUAAAAAGGUAUUUGUAAAGAUCGAUGAUUUAAUGUGCAGGUCCUACGAGUACCUGGCUUAUUAUUUACUAGAUGAAAAUAAGUUGAAAACAAAAGUUUUUCUUUUUUUUUUUCCCAAGCAAUUAUACUAGGUAAUUGAGAGCAAUGUAAGAACUAUUUUUUUCUGAAAGGGUGCUGAGUGCUUAAAAAUUUAAGUAUGUUAGAGAGGUGCUUCCUUUUGAUACUGAUAUUUUUCGUAUUGAUUACGGUAUUUUUAGUAUAAAAAUGAAUUUAUUAUUGUGUUUCAUAAAGUAAACAUGUAAGUGAGCCCCUAAGUUUCAGAGAUGCUGAAAACGAGAUGCGAGUGUUAAUGGUCAAUUAUUUUAUUUAUAUACUUUAAUCUGGCAUGCAGCACCCUUUUUCAGCUGGAGUAUGGUUCAGAAAUGGAAUAAAGUGAAACUACUGCGCACUAAUGGUUUGCAGUCUCAUGCAUAGAAAUUAAUUUAUUGUAUUUUUAAGCUAUAAUAUGACAGGUUCGUUAUAUUUAAAGUUAACUAUUUGAAUUGAAAUAUGAAACGUUGUGCAUGCUUAAAUACAAUUUGAAUAUUUCCUAAAGUCUGACUAUAGUGAUAAGAUAUUCAACAUGGCGUGGUGAUAAAAACACUUCCUUCCUUGUACUUUCUUUCAACACACGAUAUAUAAAAAAAUAUUUCUGUUACGCAUUAAUCGAACAGUUUCUUCUGUUUUGGAUAUUUACAGAGUCCAAUAACUAGACAUUUAUCAAUAUUUGCUUUCAAUGUUUGAAAUGAUCAGAUAACAGUUUUGAACAAAUAAUAAGUGGACAGCAGAAAUAUCAAUUUCAAAUAAAUUUUUUUUAUAGUAUUGUUUCUCUUGAGAAUUCCUUGCUAGAUAGAUACAUGUCCUUAUAAUACCGUAUAGGUAACCCUCUUGAAAAUCAGUACGGUUUGACGUACUGUAAAUGUAUCAAUUGUGGUAUACCAAUAUACGGAAUCAGAACUGUAUGGAAUACGAUUGGAUUUUGUUGUUUACAAAUUUCAAUACUUACGUGCUUCAAUACGGUUUCAGUUAGUACGUUGAGUCAUAAUUUUUGAUACAUUCCGUUUCAAAUUCAGAUAGCAGUUUAAAGGUCCCACGAGGUAUUUAGUUUCUGCUAACCACUCAUAAAUCUAAUGAUUUAAGCCGUAUAGAACCGUGCAUGAAUAUGUACUGAAAUUCUUAAGCAUCCAAAUGCGUUCUUAUCCCAAAUUUGCUGUGAUUCGUUUCUAGUGAAAAAAGAGUGUCCAAGAAAUGGAGCACCAAGGAAAAAGGGGUGAAAUGUAAAUUAGACCAAUGAAGAAUGCAAAGGAUGUGAAACUGGGUCAAUCUGAAUUCCCUUUACGGUUCCUUGGAUAUUGGGUACGAUUCAAUUCCCUUAAGAGUUCCAACGGUAUAUAACUGUACACAUUUGUAUUACGGCUAUAAGUCAUAGGCACGAGUCAUAAUUUUUUUGCGAAGAUCCUGGUUACACACAAGAUAAGAUAUUUUAAUAACAAUUAUGUUAUCUUCUUUACUAAACGACGAUUGCUUACAAAAAUUUUCGUUAUAAUUUUACAAUAAUAAGCUAUUAUUUAUGUCUAGCGUUGAAAAAAUAUCAGUCGAUUACUGACAAAAUGCUUUUCUAAGAAGUGAAGUCUCCACGUUUCGCCUGAUUCCCUCUACCCAAGCAUUACUGCCUACACCCUGUGCCAGAGAAGUUUUAUUGUCGAUUCAUAAUCUUGGAAAUACUGUCAAUCGUAGAUCUUUUGAUGAAAAUCAUUUAGCCAAAUAUAUUACAUCAGCGUCAGAGAAUGGAAAGAGUCAUUGAUGUAUUGUAUCUGAUGUUGCACGAUAGUAAAUCAAAGUAAUAUCUGAAAGAUCAAAAAUGAAUUAGACAUAAUGUAUGAUACACUUACUAAAAAUAAGAAAUUUCCGAGCUCGAUUAUGGUUCUGACAACUAUCUUUAACAUAGAAUACAAUACUUGUAUUGUAAUAUACUUGUUAACAUUAAUGAAACGUAGUUACUAAAUUAUAUAGUUAAAGGCAAUGAAAAUGAAAACUCAUUCCAUUAAAUAGUUUUACGAUUUGUAAUCUAUAUUGGAACUCUUGCACUAGUGAAACAUUUAAAAUACUUCGGACCUAUAUAAAUAUACAAAGAAAUAACAAACUGACAUUGUUGCAUAAUAUCGUAGAAGUAUUAACAGCGUUAGGAAGUCUAGUGUGAAAUUCACAUAAUUUAUUUAGUACUGAAUUUGAAAAUAAAAUUUGUAUGUUAGGGCAAUGACGGUGACUGUGUACAAAGGAUGUACAGAUCGGAUUGGAAAUAUUUUUGCUACAAAUGUGGAAGAAUUCAAGUCACAAGACAGAGAUCGCACAUUUUUUCGAAUACGAUGUUUACGUUUAUUGAUUAUUGUAUUUUUGUUGUCAAACUAUUAUUGAUAUCGAGGAAAGAAGAGUAAAUGUAUAUAAUUUAAAAAAAAUUGACGAUAAAAAAUAAUAAUAACAAUAAUAAUAAUAGUAAUAUGAAAAUGGAAAUGUAAAAUGAUCCAAUAAUUUGUUUCGUUUCUAUAUUGAAAAAAACUGAUGCAUAUUCUGGUGAUAAUACGGCUUCUAUACACCCAACAUUAUUAAUAUUAUUAAUUAUUGCAUGUUAUCCAUUUUCAGUUCAAUAUUUUCAUUGAAAAUGGAUUAUACAGCCGUGGACAAUUGUUGAUAUACAUUGUCAUAUUCGUUUACUGUCGCUUUGACGUGCUAAAACGGUUAGUCUUUCUCCAUGAGAAGUAUAUUAAAUGCAUUUGGAAAUUUUCUUCCAAUGUGUACAGGCAUGAGUGAUAAAGUUGCCACUGAUUGCGAGUUCCAGAUUUUAACACGCACUCCAAGCAGCAAUAAUUAAACAAUGUCUAUGAAGUAUUGUAAUCGGCAGUAUAUAAACGAAAGUAUACAUAUAGUAUGAAGUAUGUAAUUAAUAUUGUUAUUUGUUAUACUAUAGCAUAAUAAAAAAUCUUAACGGUUAUUAAAAACAU